UGUGUGUGUGUGUGUGUGUGUAUAUUAUGUAGGGUUGUGAUCGACCCCCACCAUCCUCUGCCCGGGGAGAAAUCCCCUUUAGCCGUUCACCCGAGGCUGUGUGGUUGACAUUGCGUCUCUUAGCAACAGCAGACGCUAAACAUGGCAGACAAAGAGAGCGCAGGUAAGGAGCAAUAAUACACACGAGCAGUAAGUUGCCUUCGAUCCAAACCACAGAGGUAGGAUACAACUGUUACUGAUCUGUACUGUUCUUUCUGAGUGUGUUUUAGCUUGCUGGCGGGGUAGGGAUUCUGUAACUUUGGAACUCAGUUAGCAGCAGCACACGCUAAACAUCAUGGAAGAGGAGAACAAAGAAGCCGUGAUCUCUGAGAUCCACAGAAGAAUCGCAGAGGCCUUUAAUGUGUUUGACAAUGAGUCCAGCAAGUCGGUAGAUGUGAGAGAGGUGGGAACCAUCAUACGAUCACUGGGAUGUUUUCCAUCAGAAGCAGAAUUACAUGAAAUGAUUGCAGAGGUUGAGGAAGAGGAACCCACAGGUUAUAUCCGCUUUGAGAAGUUUCUCCCAGCGAUGACAAAGGUGCUGAUGGAGCGCAAGUUCCGGCCCAUCCCUAAAGAUGUGCUCAUCCAGGCCUUUGAGGUUUUAGAUCAGGAAAAGAAAGGAUACUUGGAGGCUGAAGAGCUGAAGAAAUAUAUGACUCAGGAAGGAGAGCCCUUCAGCCAGGAUGAGGUGGAGGAGAUGUUGUCAGCUGCACUGGAUAAUAAAGAAAAUGUCAUUUUUUACAAGGACUUAGUCAGCAAGAUGACCUUUGAGGACCUUUAGCUUUCGAUUUGUCACACUUCACAUGGUACUGCUGCGUUACAUCCGCAUAUUAAAAGCAGACCAUGCAAUGUGCUUGUGCUUUGCUUGACAUCUGAAAUAUUGAAUAUUUAACAAAUGUUAAAAUCCAGUCCCCAGUCUACCGGAAGACAAGAAAAGCAAACAGCUGCACGUUGUCCUUUAAUAUCAGUCUGGUCGGCCCUGUUUCUGACAGCGCAUAUGAUAUUGUCAUGAUUUCUGACCACAAUAAAGCGGUUUAUUCACGGAAA
Scleropages formosus (Asian bonytongue) is the source of this 1083-nucleotide messenger RNA. It is a transcript of the gene drc8, whose product is annotated as dynein regulatory complex subunit 8. Gene Ontology annotation, molecular function: calcium ion binding. The record is from RefSeq and is a predicted model, not a curated record. Lineage: Eukaryota; Metazoa; Chordata; Actinopteri; Osteoglossiformes; Osteoglossidae. The coding region runs from base 335 to 817 and encodes 160 amino acids. The transcript is spliced from 7 exons.